Molecule: messenger RNA, 1323 nt
Organism: Miscanthus lutarioriparius
Lineage: Eukaryota; Viridiplantae; Streptophyta; Magnoliopsida; Poales; Poaceae
Source: the annotation of a GenBank genome assembly
AUGCGAGUGCUGGAGGAGGACCUGUACCCGUCGACGCCGGGGAAGGUGAAGGUGGAGCGGGCGGGGGCGAUGAGCCGGCACCUCCACCGCUGCUUCGCGUCCACGGGGACCAUGUUCCUGUGGGCGCUCUUCCUGGUGGCCAUGACGGCCACGUACCUGAGCGUCCACUCCUUCGUCGACACCUCCUCCCGCUACUUCGCGGCGUCCUGGGGCGGGCUGCACUGGGAGCGCCAGAUCCGGGCGUCGGCGUCGCCGCGGCGGCCCCCGGGGUCCGCGGAGGGCGCCGGGCUGUCCGUGCUCGUCACGGGCGCCGCGGGGUUCGUGGGCACGCACUGCUCGCUGGCGCUCCGCAAGCGCGGCGACGGCGUCGUGGGCAUCGACAACUUCAACUCAUACUACGACCCUUCCCUCAAGAAGGCCCGCCGCGCGCUGCUGGGCUCCCACGGCGUGUUCGUCGUGGAGGGCGACAUCAACGACGGCCGCCUCCUGGCCAAGCUCUUCGACGUCGUGCCCUUCACCCACGUGCUCCACCUCGCGGCGCAGGCCGGCGUGCGCUACGCCAUGGAGAACCCGGCGUCGUACGUGCAUUCCAACAUCGCCGGCCUCGUCUCCCUCCUCGAGGCCUGCAAGGACGCCGACCCGCAGCCGGCCGUCGUGUGGGCGUCCUCCUCCUCCGUCUACGGACUCAACGACCGCGUCCCCUUCUCGGAGGCGCACCGCACCGACAGGCCGGCGUCGCUGUACGCCGCCACCAAGAAGGCCGGCGAGGAGAUCACCCACACCUACAACCACAUCUACGGCCUCUCCGUCACCGGCCUCCGCUUCUUCACCGUGUACGGGCCGUGGGGACGCCCCGACAUGGCCUACUUCUCCUUCACCCGCAACAUCCUCCAAGGGAAGCCCAUCACGGUGUACAGGGGCAGGGACCACGUCGACCUCGCCCGGGACUUCACCUACAUCGACGACAUCGUGCGCGGCUGCCUCGCGUCGCUGGACACGGCGGGCCGAAGCACCGGCACCGGCGGCAAGAAGCGCGGCCCGGCACCGUACCGGAUCUUCAACCUCGGGAACACGUCGCCCGUCACGGUGCCCACGCUGGUGUCCAUCCUGGAGAGGUACCUGCGGGUGAAGGCCAAGAGGAACGUGGUGGAGAUGCCCGGCAAUGGCGACGUGCCCUACACGCACGCCAACAUCAGCUUGGCACGGGAGCAGCUCGGCUACAAGCCCACGACCAGCCUGGAGAUGGGGUUGAAGAAGUUCGUCAGGUGGUACCUCUCCUACUACGGAUACAACAGGGGAACGCAUACCUUCAGGAAUUCAUGA